AUGUCAUGCGACGAGAUCCCCAUGGAUAUUCUCUUCUCAGAGAGUGGCGAGUCAUGCUCUACCGCACCCACCAGCCCGAGCGCAAGUCCGUUGUUUCGUCCCUCGGACAUUGAUGAUCUUAAGCUCGCGUUGCCUGAGUCAACUCCACCCACCGAGGAACACGAGCAAGUCCAGCCGGUCAAGAAUGUGUGUGUGGUGGGCGCAGGUUAUGUUGGAGGACCAACGGCCGCUAUCCUGGCCCUCCACAACCCCGCAGUGACUGUAGAAGUGUUGGAUCGGGACCCACAGCGCAUCAAGCAAUGGAAAUCACCACAUCUUCCUGUCCACGAACCGGGACUAGACCACCUGGUGAGAGUGGUUCGUGAUGGCGUGGAGAGUGAUGAGAGUGACAUUCCUCGGCGCCAGCGAAAUCUGUAUUUCACCAGUGAUUCUGCACGGGUGAUCGCCAAAGCGGAUAUCAUUUUCAUGGCAGUCAAUACGCCCACAAAAAUGUUUGGGGUAGGAGCUGGCUGUGCAACCAACAUGGCUGCGUUUGACGGUGCUAUGCGGGAUGUCGCAGCUCAUGCAAAACCCGGCGCGAUCAUCGUAGAGAAGAGUACGGUUCCUGGAGGGACGGCAGACCGAGUGCGAAAAAUGCUUGCUGCUCACCGACCCGGAGCUUCUUUUGAGGUGCUUUCAAACCCGGAGUUUCUCGCCGAAGGCACCGCCAUCAAGAAUCUCACGAGACCCGACCGUGUGUUGAUUGGAUCGGCUGCGACCUCUGCCGGCCGACAGGCUGCUCGCACCCUGGCAAACCUCUACAAAGCCUGGAUUCCAGCAGACCGGAUCUUGGAAACAAACACCUGGUCUUCCGAGCUCGCGAAGCUUGUUGCCAAUGCCAUGUUGGCUCAGCGGAUCAGCAGCAUCAACUCAGUCAGUGCAAUCUGUGAGCGAACCGGUGCGGACGUGGAUCAGGUGGCCAAGGCCAUUGGCAUGGAUGCGCGCAUUGGUUCACAAUUUCUCAAAGCGGGACUAGGCUUUGGAGGCUCCUGUUUCCGAAAGGACAUUGCGAGUCUCGCCUAUCUGGCAGAGUCCUUAGGCCUGGAUGACGUGGCCAUGUACUGGCGACAGGUCAAUAUCAUGAAUGAGCGACAGCGGGACCGAUUUGCCCGUAAGGUCAUUGAGCGAUUUGAAGGGAACUUGGUAGGUCACAAAUUGGCGAUUCUUGGGUUUGCCUUCAAGAAGAACACGGGCGACACUCGGGAGUCACUAGCAGUGGAGGUAAUUCGAUUGUUGCUGGAUGAGCGACCGGCCGAGAUUACCAUAUUUGACCCCUAUUGUCGCCAAGAAGAUAUCAUGCGGGAGCUAGGUCCAGGAGUUGCCGAGAUGGGGACCGUGAAGGUCCACAGUGACCCAUACUUGGCUUGUUCACAGGCCCACGCUAUCCUGGUGGUGACUGAUUGCGAUCAAUUUCGCAACACUCCGACCAAGAAAUCCAGCUGGAGCAUCUCGGAUCAGUCAACACACACGUCUUCCUCGGAUUGCAUGGACUUUCAGCCCACUUCCCAGUCUGGCACUAAUGAAACCAUUGAAUGGCCACGGAUUGCGUACAACAUGGUUGAGCCCAAAUGGGUAUUCGACGGACGGGGCCUGUUAGAUGUGGUGGAGUUGAAGAAAUUGGGAGUGCGAGUGGAUCGCGUGGGACGGCGUACAGAGCUCCACGUUUAA
Molecule: messenger RNA, 1707 nt
Organism: Penicillium pulvis
Lineage: Eukaryota; Fungi; Ascomycota; Eurotiomycetes; Eurotiales; Aspergillaceae
Gene: ugd1
Product: UDP-glucose dehydrogenase
Exons: 4
Coding region: 1-1707 (568 amino acids)
Biological process (GO): polysaccharide biosynthetic process; glycosaminoglycan biosynthetic process
Cellular component (GO): cytosol; nucleus
Molecular function (GO): UDP-glucose 6-dehydrogenase activity; NAD binding
Source: RefSeq, a predicted model, not a curated record